AUGUCUACUCCACAGGUGAAGAGCACUGUCCACAUCAUUCGCAACAAGCACGUCAUACCAGCGGAAUUUAAGCAUCCAUUCCCGAAGAUGUUGAGGAUAACUUUCACUGACAACGAUGCUACCGACUCCUCCAGCGACGAAGAACAACCAUUCAACUCAUCAAUGCGCCGCCAACGACAAAAGAAGUAUGUGGGGGAGAUUAUUUUUGAGAGGCGCAAAGCCAAAAAGAUAAACUCCUCCGGUAAGAAAUACCGGGGAGUGAGGCAGAGACCAUGGGGAAAAUGGGCUGCAGAGAUAAGAGACCCAUCGCGACGCAAACGAUUGUGGUUGGGAACAUAUGACACAGCUGAUGAAGCAGCCAAGGCCUACAACAAAGCCGCCAUUAAGCUGCGCGGACCUGAUGCACUCAUCAAUAUCAUUGAGACACCAACCGCGGAGGUGCAGAGCUCGCCGGAGAAAACAAACCUGCCGGAGGUGGAAACUUCCAUGGCUACAAAGGCCGGUUAA
Molecule: messenger RNA, 507 nt
Organism: Gastrolobium bilobum
Lineage: Eukaryota; Viridiplantae; Streptophyta; Magnoliopsida; Fabales; Fabaceae
Product: ethylene-responsive transcription factor CRF1-like
Exons: 1
Coding region: 1-507 (168 amino acids)
Biological process (GO): regulation of DNA-templated transcription
Molecular function (GO): DNA binding; DNA-binding transcription factor activity
Source: RefSeq, a predicted model, not a curated record